CCUAUUGAAACUUUGUGGCACGGGAUGAAAAAGGUUCUACGAGAACAUCCUGCUCGUACAAUCACCGAACUGAGACGAAAGCUUCAAGAAAUAUGGGAUUGUUUUACACCAAAUUUUUGGCAAAACUUGGUUAACACUAUGCCCCAAAGAAUUUCAGCCGUAAUAAAAAAUAAAGGUGAUGUUACCCAAUGGUAAUCUUUCAAUUGUUGCUUUGUUAAUUUCGCGCAUUUAUUCGCACAUUGUUUAUUUGUUCAGAUGUUCUAUUAGUUAUAGGUCUAAGUGAUUUCAAAUAUGUAUUUUUUACGAGUAGAGUGUAUCUAAACUGUUUUUG
Molecule: messenger RNA, 331 nt
Organism: Acanthoscelides obtectus
Lineage: Eukaryota; Metazoa; Arthropoda; Insecta; Coleoptera; Chrysomelidae
Source: the annotation of a GenBank genome assembly